Messenger RNA from Lethenteron reissneri (Far Eastern brook lamprey), 1202 nucleotides. It is a transcript of the gene RAB5IF, whose product is annotated as RAB5 interacting factor. Gene Ontology annotation, biological process: mitochondrial respirasome assembly. NCBI's taxonomy places the organism in Eukaryota, Metazoa, Chordata, Hyperoartia, Petromyzontiformes, Petromyzontidae. The record is from RefSeq and is a predicted model, not a curated record.
GUCAAAGUGGACAGGAGGUGACGCGGCCGCCGCGGUGCAUUGCGGCCGCCGGUGCCACCACACGGCGUCCGUCAGCACAGCGAGGCCCAAGGCGGCGAGGUCCCACGUAGCGAGGGUGCACGCAGUGAGGGGGUGGUGGGGCCACGCAGUGAGGGCCAGUAGAGCAACCAAGGAGUCCCUGUUCGAGCCCAUGGCCUCGCCGCAGAAGAAGAGAGGCGGCGUCAGUAACGGCGCCGUGAAGUCGCCUUGGAGCAAAGCGCUGAGCGCCGGCGCGCAAUGGGGAGACAAGGACGAGUUCCUGGACGUCAUCUACUGGAUCCGUCAGAUCAUUGGGCUGGUUCUGGGUGUCGUCUGGGGAGUCGUUCCCCUCAAGGGGAUUGUCGCCAUCCUGCUAUUCUGCGUGAUAAACGCAGGCUUGCUCUACUUGUACUUCAGUAACUUCCAAAAGGUGGACGAGGAGGAGUAUGGUGGCACGUGGGAGCUGACCAAGGAGGGCUUUAUGACAUCUUUCUCUUUAUUCUUGGUUGUCUGGGCGAUCUUCUACACUGCAUUACAUUUCGAAUGACUUUGGAUAAUUUUGAAAAAUAAAAAUUUUUUGUCCAUAGUUAUGGUAAAGUUUUUAAACAUGUGUUUUAAACACUGCUAUCCCAUGCAAGCACCAUUUAUAUUGUGGCCAGACUACUUUUUUUAAGAGUUUGAACCACACUUUCAUGUGUAUGGGGACAGUUUAAUGAAAUAUCAUAGCCCAAGUCAUAGUUCACUACAUAUUAAUUCAAAGCUUUGGUAUGGAGACUAUUGAAAAUGUGCCAUCCGUCAGAAGGACAUUUAAGGCUGGUCCGGCAUCCUAUUGUGAAAAAUACGCAUGCAUUUAGAUUCCUGAGCGAUGACCAGUGUACAAGCAAGUUUCAUCUCAAAAGCAAUUGCGUGAACACAUGGGCAGUAAUCAACAUUUUAAAAGUGUCCUUUUAAGAAGUACUGUGUUAUGGUAUUUUUAACCCACAAAUUGGAAGAUACCAAAGUAGCAUAUUUUAUCCGACUACAUUUUGGCAGCUGCCAGUAUCUUAACAGGACUUAUCUGCAAACAAGUUGUAGAAUUUUUCAAACCCAUCAGAGUGGGCUGUGCACCCACCACAGGUUAAGAGCUCAUCCUCCACGCAGAAUGUUGAGGUGGUUACGAAAUGAAUAAAAAUUAAGCGAUUUUA